This is a messenger RNA of Amoebophrya sp. A25, 1968 nucleotides long. The record is from the annotation of a GenBank genome assembly. NCBI's taxonomy places the organism in Eukaryota, Dinophyceae, Syndiniales, Amoebophryaceae.
UCAAAAUGCAAGUGGAGCACUGCAAGGACUGAUUAUGCACAGGGUAUGAUCCUCGCAACACCGAGGAGAAGGAGGAUGCUGUCGAACGGCGUCUCGGCGAGGUCACAAAAGAAGAUAAAAUAAAGGUCAAGGCGAGGUACUGCUAUGGACCUUGUGCGGUCCACUCAAAAGAUCUGAGCAACAUCAUCAUGUCCCUCCAACGACUUUCACGGCCUGUUUGGGCGCCUCUCUUUCGACAAUCCCUCUUCCGCCUAAAGUCAUCGACGCCGAGUGAGAUCUUGCCUUCCCUCUGGCUCAUCGAGCGCCUCUUAUGGUUUUUCAUUCUAGCUACAGUUUGAGUCUGAGUCGCUCCUCCUAUACUAAACAGCAUAAACCUGAUGAGAAACUACGCAUCAAUUUUUUCAAAUCUUCUAAGUCUCGAAGAGCUCCGCCGAAGACCGUUGGAAUCCAGCACAACGACUGAAGUCAUCGACAGGACACUGAAAUCCUGCCAGAAAUUGAAGGACGUGGAGGAAGAGAUACGGAAGAAUGCUCGUACUUAUACUAUCUAUUGCUUGGGACAUCAUUACAUUUUGUUUAUAGUACUUAUACUAUCUAUUGCUUGGGACAUCAUUACAUUUUGUUUUAGUAGGUGGUCGUGGUCUUGUUCGUGAAGGCCAAGGCCUCAUCUUGAUGUUGCAGCACCUUGAUGUGACAAAUCCAAAGGAUCUAUCAUCAACAUAUAUAUCUCCUGCUGAUUCUACAACUUCAAGUACGAGUUAGUACACCCAAAAAUGUGUUCACUAUUCUCAGAAAACCGUACACGCGUGCGCAAUAAUCCGGUUGUAGGUGGAAGGGAUGGACGCGGUCGGGACGAUGGAAGCGGCAUAGCUACAAGUGGGACUGCGAUUUAUGCUCCCAUCACCGGCGGCCUUUUCAGCAUUCCUAUGAUCUUCUAUCAUGGGAUUUUUAUCCUGCCAACGAUCUAUUGCGCGCGCAAAACGUACCUCCAUUGGCGUGCGGUGCAAUCGCGAGGCGCCGCUACAGAGGAUGAAAUGGAGGAAUUGGAGAAGGAAAGGAAGGAACUGCAACAGAAAAAGAAGCAGAUUCUAGUCGAAUGGGCGCAAAUAUCAGAGAGUUGGACGGAUACUUUGCGCAUGGAGCUUCGAGAACCCGAGGAUAGAGGCGCAGGCGAGCGGAUGACUGAAUAUAACCGACCAGGAGAAUAUCAAGACGGAGCAAAGAAUAAGGAGGACAGCUUCACUACAACACCAAAUGGACAAGUUGUUAGUGGGAGUCACCAGCUCCCUGUUGGUAAAGUAUCUGAUUUGAAGAUGCAGGACAAGAACAAUAGAGAACAAGCACCGAAUCAUACUUGUACAGCUAACCAACAAGAGGCUACCGCUAGUACUAUCACCCAGUUGAACAACGUCGCUUCAUCGAAGAUAUAGAUGGGACAACUGUUUGCAGUUUGUGCUAAAUACAGUGACAUUCUGUACCACUUUGCAGAAGAGUACGAAGAAUUCAGUGUUACCAUUUUUUUCUGAUGCUGGACAAACAUUUUUCUAAAUAUCUAUUUUCUUACGAUUUUGAUAAGUGUGAAGUUUUUUGUUUCAAGCUAGCUUCUAAAUUUUGAAUUAAUUCAAUAUUUCAAAUUUAUAUUCAUAACACUAUUUCAGUUUCACUACACUUGAAUAGCUGCAGAACUGCAUUCAAAUUCAGCAGAAAUUCAAAUUGAAAACCUAAAUUUUUGAUUUUAUCUCCAAAAAUUCGAAUUCAUUUCCUGAGAACACCAAAAUAUUUUCAUCAUCUUUUUCAACAAAUUUUCGAGUAUUUUCACUUGCAUACUGGAUUAGAGUAAGGCAUUUUUCGAUUUGAGACGAUAGGAGACGAUACUUUGAGAAACUAUCAGAUCUGAUGUUCUAAAAAUCUUAGAAGUCUGGUAGAAGUCAAAAAUUUUGAUGAAGUAGAUCAAAUUUGGGUUUAGUG